This is a messenger RNA of Colletes gigas, 4773 nucleotides long. RefSeq names its product disheveled-associated activator of morphogenesis 1 (gene DAAM). The transcript is spliced from 12 exons. The record is from RefSeq and is a predicted model, not a curated record. Gene Ontology annotation, molecular function: small GTPase binding; actin binding. Gene Ontology annotation, biological process: positive regulation of actin filament polymerization; actin cytoskeleton organization. Lineage: Eukaryota; Metazoa; Arthropoda; Insecta; Hymenoptera; Colletidae. Bases 141 to 3539 code for a protein of 1132 amino acids.
GCGCGGUCGGUCGCUCGGGACGUGCAAAAGUGAAAUUCGCGGGUAAUUGCCGGGACGAUUACGAUCGGGAUCGUGCUGGCGCCUCGGGCCACUCUUUCACCGUGUCCAAAGCGAGAAAGAAAGCCAUCGAAUCCCCGGACAUGUCUUCCACCGGACACCACGAGGACAUCGAGUCCUACCCGGAGCCCGAGAGGACGUCGUGGUUCUUCGGAAGGAUUCCGACCUGUCCUGUGAAGAGUCCACAGCCCCUGAAGGAAUUCGUGGGUCGCUGCCAGACGAUGCCAUCGCGAGUGAAAAAGUCCUUUUGCGGUUGCCUCCAGGAUGACGAGCCGCCGGAAAUCACGUAUUGCGUUGUGGAGCACACGGGCACGCUCACGCUUCAAGCGAUGACACCCACCCUGCCGAUGCCCGCCGAGGAGGAACUCAACAAGAUGUUCCUCGAAUUGGUCGACGAGCUGGACCUGACCCAGGCCAACCGGCAGGCGGUUCUGGCACUUCCGGCGAACAAAAAGUGGCAGAUUUACUGCUCCAGAAAAGGCAACGGCACGCUGGAAAACGGCGGACUCAGAACCACCGACCUCAGCGGCGAUCCGGAGGAUUACAUCAACAGACUCCGGACGAUUGCCAGCAGUCCUUUUACGGAGGAGGGCGACGAGGUCUCGAACCAGAUGCGCCAGGUGGAGGCUUUGAAGACUGCCCUGAGGACGCAACCGCACAGUUUUGUCCUCAGGUUCAUAGAACUCGAUGGAUUGAACGCUCUGCUGCAAGUUCUCGGAACCAUGGACGCGGAAGCGGCCAACAGUAACCUCCACACGAGCGUGAUAGGAUGCUUGAAGGCGUUGAUGAACAACUCGAACGGAAGGGCGCACGUUUUGGCGCAUCCGACAGCCAUCAACACGAUAUCCCAGUCGCUGGCGACUGAAAACAUAAAGACGAAGAUCUCCGUUCUGGAGAUCCUGGGAGCGGUGUGUCUGGUUCCCGGCGGCCAUCGAAAGGUUCUGGAGGCCAUGUUGCACUUCCAACAAUAUCAUUCCGAGCGAACGCGCUUCCAGAGCAUCAUAAACGACUUGGACAAGAACUUCGGCAUCUACAAGGACAACCUGUCCCUGAAAACGGCGAUCAUGUCGUUUAUAAACGCGGUGCUGAAUUAUGGGCCGGGUCAAGUCACCCUGGAGUUCAGACUGCACCUGAGAUACGAGCUUCUGAUGCUUGGCAUUCAGCCGAUCAUCGAGAAGCUCCGCAAGUACGAGAACGAGACGCUGGACAGGCAUUUGGAUUUCUUUGAGAUGGUCAGGAACGAGGACGAGAAGGAGCUGGCGAGGAAGUUCGAGAAGGAGCACGUGGACACGAAGAGCGCCACCGCGAUGUUCGAUUUGCUGAGGAGAAAACUGAGCCACACUGCCGCCUAUCCUCAUCUGUUGAGUCUCCUGGAACACUGUCUUCUACUGCCACUCGAUUAUGGCUCCCAUCCGCAGCACUGGCUCCUGUUCGACCGGAUCGUGCAACAGAUCGUCCUGCAAUCCGAAGGGAACGACGCCGGCACCAUAAGGAAUCCCGACGUGGCACCGAUCGAGAUCAACGUGAAGGAAAUCGUUCACUUGCUCGCUAAGGAAGAGGAACUCGUCGCGGCCAGGAAGAAGGCCGAAGAGUUGGAGCGCGAGAACUCCGACAUGUCGACCAGAUUGGCCAAGAAGGAACAAGAGUUGGAUCUGAGGACGCAAGAGAAAGAAGACAUGGAGGCCAGUUUGGCGAGGGUCAAGGAACGCCUCGAGAAGGAGACGUCGAUGCACAUAGAGACCAAGCAGAGAAUCUCCGAGAUGCAGGACAACGUCGAGACCCUGUCGCGACAGAUAAACAACGAGAAGUCGGAGAGAAAGCGGCUGGAACAAUUGGUGGCGUCCGGAAGUUUGCCCGACGACGCGAAAGCGACGAUCAAAAUCGUCGAGGACGAAGUCCUCGAGAAAGUCGAGGCGAAACCGAUGCCACCGCCGCCUCCACCACCUCCUCUCGCACCCCCGCCACCCCCGUGUUUAAUGCCAGCUGCACCCCCUCCUAUGAAGGUAGAGAUCAUCAAGAACGUUCCUCAGCCAGGCAACCCCCUGAAAUCGUUCAACUGGUCGAAGAUCCCCGAGCAGAAGUUGCAAGGCACAAUAUGGUCGGAGCUCGACGACACGAAGCUGUACAACGUGAUGGAUCUAGAGUCCAUCGACAAGAUAUUCUGCGCUUAUCAAAAGAACGGCGUGUCCGCGGAGGGAUCCAUCGAGGACCUGAGGACUCUGGGCAAGAACAAGAGGACCAUGUCGGUUAUCGAUUCCAGGAGAGCCCAGAAUUGUACGAUUCUGUUAUCGAAGCUGAAAUUGUCCGACAAUGAGAUCACAAGAACGAUCCUGUCCAUGGAUCAACAGAAUAUUCUGCACAUAGACAUGGUCGAGCAGUUGUUGAAGUACAUUCCCUCGUCGGAGGAGGCUGCACUUUUAGACAUGCACCAGAAAGAGCUUCAGAGCAGGGCCGACUGCUUCUUGUACCAAAUUUCCAAAGUACCGCACUACGAACAGAGACUGCGAUCUCUUCACUACAAGAAAAAGUUCGCGGCCAGCAUCGCGGAACUGACACCGAGAAUGCGCGCCGUUCUCGAAGCUAGUCGACAAGUUGCCAGAUCGCGGCGUCUCAGGAAGCUCUUGGAAUUGGUCUUAGCUCUAGGGAAUUACGUGAAUCGCGGAAACGCGCGCGGCAACGCCUGCGGCUUCCGGUUGGCCUCUUUGAACCGUCUAGUCGAUACGAAGUCCUCUUGCUCCAAAGGCACCACUCUCUUGCACUAUUUGGUCCAAAUUCUCGAGUCCAGGUUCAGGGAGGUGCUGGACAUCGAGGAGGACAUGCCACACGUCCGGACCGCCGCCAGAGUCAGCAUGGCCGACCUCCAAAAGGAGGUGGCUAACUUGAAGAACGGUUUACAGGACGUUCAGAGAGAAAUAGAAUUCCAUCGUGGCCAGUCUCAGGUACUCCAGGGCGACAUGUUCUUACCCGCGAUGAGGGACUUCCAGGCCCAGGCCACGUGUAGGCUAGCGGAAGCGGAAGAUCUCUUCCAAGACAUGAAAACUAGAUUCGAUCGAGCCGUGAGACUGUUUGGCGAGGAUUCGGCUGGCGUCCAGCCGGACGAAUUCUUUGGGAUCUUCGAGAACUUCCUGCAGGCGCUGGCCGAGGCCAGACAGGACGUGGAGAACAUGAGAAAGAAGAUAGAGGAAGAAGAGCGUAGAGCAAAGCAGGAACAAGAGUUGCGAAAGAGGACGAUGGAGAGGAAGAAUUCUCGCGAAGGAAUAUUGAAUAGCAUAUCAUUGAGCAAGAAGAACGAGGCGAACAGCAACGGGCAGAACGACAACAAGGGCGAAUUCGACGACCUGAUCUCGGCCCUUAGAACCGGGGACGUUUUCGGGGAAGAUAUCGCGAAAUUCAAACGUUCGAAGCGUCGUCCAGUGACGCCGAGCGGCCAGGAGUCACGAAGACACAGCGCACAUAGAGAGGACUCCAGAGAGCGGCAUUGAAAUCUCCGGCGAGAGUCGGAGCUGGAGAUUUCAACGUCGGGCUAAGCGAGGCCUGUUCCAAAUCACGUAUACGGUCGCUUCGACGACUCGGAUAGAAAAGAUGGGUGAUAAACAGGGAGCUUACAACGUCGCGUUCGAAUAAAUCCAGUUCUUCGCGCGUAGAAAGAGCGAGGAGAAAGGUAAAAAGCGUGUAAAUAGAGUUAAAAACGAAGCGGGCGAAUCUACGUUUUGCCGCAAGUUUCUUCAUCGGUCGUGUAGUAUUAAUUAAUUUUCCUCGAAACUGUCUUCCUUCCCUUUCGCGAUCCCAACUGAAUUAGCCAAGAUCUGAAAGCUUACGAUCGAAUCUCGUUUUCUGUGUGUGUGCAAUUCAUUUUCGUCCAUGUUCUUCAUCGCCGUACGACCAUUACUGCGCUCAAAGUCACUAGGAAGAAAACUAAGGUGCACCGACACUCGUCGUCAACAUAUUACUUUAAUUUAGAGGAGGCUCGAAGCGAUCGAGUAAUUAGUAACACGUUAGGGCACGUGGUUUUCGAUGCUUUCAUUCAUGCAAAUCGAACGAAAUUUUUGUUUCAAACACCGUACACGUCAAUUAAAGAUUUAUUGCCACAGAACGGCCAAUUGAACGCGAAUUUGUACAUUGUUGAAGGCGACUGUGUUACACGAGUCAGGCAAGAGUUCCACGCGAUAAUUUCUUGUAUAUAUAGUCAUUACAUAUGUUUUCGUUAACGUUGCCAGCGUGCGGCGGAAGUAAUUUGCAAAACUUCGACGAAAGGAUUUCGCCAACAAUCGGACCAAGGAAAAUUUCCAGGAAAGCAAGUGCGACGCGAAUCUGAUAAACGACAAGUAUGUUGGAAUCGAAAGACUUUGAUUUUUCGUUGAUCGACGGAUUUCCUUAUUGAAACGCGACACGUUUUUUGAGACAGAUCUUUUUCUACACUAUGAACGAAACACUUUAGACAGGCCUAGGUGGUGGAAUUACGUUUCCAGCCCACGAAACCUACAAGUCUGAUUUUUCUAUCUUUAGAAAGCGACGAUUGCGUAAACGCAGCAUCGGUUUAGAAUUAAUUAGAAGCUCGUUGACAUGUUGCUAAGUCAUUGGCGGAAAUUCGUGUUAGUUCUCGGUGUGUAGACGUCGAAUGGAGGCGAAACGAUUCUAGACAGAGUUCGUUGUAUAGUAGUCGAUGUUUUGUAAGCUUUUGUAUUUUUGUAAAUAUUCAGUAUCGAUGUCUCGUUC